Molecule: messenger RNA, 1695 nt
Organism: Physella acuta
Lineage: Eukaryota; Metazoa; Mollusca; Gastropoda; Physidae
Product: putative ankyrin repeat protein RF_0381
Molecular function (GO): protein binding
Source: RefSeq, a predicted model, not a curated record
GAUGGAGACACGGCUUUACACAUUGCGGCCCGUGUCGGCAACUACAACACAGCACAGGCCCUGCUUCAGUGUUCAGCUGAUCUCAAUAUAAGAAAUAAGAUUGGACAAACUCCUCUUGACUUAGCUGAAGGAAAAGUGCGAAAACUUUUAGAGAAAUCCGAGCCAGGUGUUUAUGUGGCGCUGAAGAAAGGAAACUCAAAAAUAUUGUCCAGAAUCUUGAAGUAUACCUGGUGUAGUGUAAACAACGUGGUUCAGGAUGAUAUGAGCCUCCUCAAACUGGCGCAGUCCAAAGCUGAUGAAGAUGUAGGGGUGUCAGCAUGCUACGAUGUUUUGAUGAACUUUAAAUCAACUAGUGAAUUUGUACAUGCUGUUCUCUCAGAAGAUGUAGAUUAUCUGCGACGGGUUAUAUCAUCUAAGCGAGGUUGCCCUGUGAAUAUAAGAUACGGGGGUAGAAAGGGCAGGACCCUGCUUUGUUUUGCUAUAGAGAGCAACAACAUCGAGAUGGUGAAGCUACUGGUUGGCGCCGGAGCACGUGUAAAUAAUGUCAGGGUCACUGAAUAUGGCUGGAGUCAACAGACAAUACCGUUAAUUCAACUAGCCUUAAAACCAAACACGAAUCCAGAUAUCCUAUAUUACUUGUCGUCAGUUCAAAAUACUGUUGCCGAAUUGAAUGAAAAAGAUCAGAACGGCAACUCUGCACUGCUUAGAGCUAUUGAAGAAGACGCAAGUCCAGAGGUUAUAAACUGGUUACUAGAAGCUAAUGGAAAUUUGCUACUUCACCGAAACAUUCGAUCCCAACAUGCAAGAGAGGUUGCUGUUAUAAAGAAACGGGAUGAUGUCAUUCAGAUAAUAGAUAAGUUUCUCUUGCAACAAAUUGGAAAAGGGUUGUUUUUUAAGCUGGCAGUUCAUUUUUAUGGUCUUGAAAACCUUCAAUUUAAAGAUAAGGCAACAGGACUCACAUUGAUACAGACAUUGGAGAAGAAAAAGAGUGCAGACGACAUGAAGACUUUAAGGCAUUAUUCCAAUAUUGAGAAAAAAGGAAAAGAAUUAUUUGAAGCUGUUUCUAUUGGUGAUAUGGGAGCAGUUAAAAAGCUACCUAUGGCAGAUUUUCAAGAUAAGAACGGCUACACUGCACUUAUAAAGGCCAUUGUUUUCAAUCAACCAGAAGUAGCCAGAUUUCUCAUCACCAUCAGACCCCAACUAAAAUCUAUUCCAGACAAUAGCAAUAGAUACCCACUUCACUACGCCUUUGCACUUCCAGAAUCUGAAAGUAUAGAAUUUGUUAAAAUGCUACUAGAGAAUGACCCAGAAGAAAUUGAAAUGAAAUUUGACAAGGAUGGAAUAUUUCCAGCAGAAUACAUCAACCUGAGAGAAACAGACAAAGUCAUGGAGUUGUUAAACGAUGCCAGAACAUUAGACGUGUAUGGCGUUAAGAAUAAGUCAUUAGAUUAUUGGAAUCAUGAAAAUGAAAUACAAAAAAUUGACUCAGCUAGUAUUAACAGGGAUUUGUCUACAGUGAGCUCACUUUUUGCUGAACAUUGCAAUGAUGCUCAAUUUUAUCAACACUAACUGGUUUAAAUUCUUCAAAAUAGAUCGUAUUUUUACUACAACUUGAACCAUACUGCUAUUAAUAAUUACAAUGCAAUAUUUCAUGUACUCAGAUUGUCACCAAACCAGUUUUCAUGUCACAUUAAA